Messenger RNA from Porites evermanni, 3231 nucleotides. The record is from the annotation of a GenBank genome assembly. NCBI's taxonomy places the organism in Eukaryota, Metazoa, Cnidaria, Anthozoa, Scleractinia, Poritidae.
AUGGUCGAUGGAGUGUUGGUAUUUUGUACUGUGUGGAGGAGGACGCAACUUCUGUGGCCUUCGGUGGAGUUGCCGUGCAGUUCACAGUUAACCCAAGCCUUCAGGCCUCCUAAUUGGGUGUAUUCUUCAAAAGCAAGAGAUGCAAAGUCAGGCAUCAAUCUCAUACAGGUAACUCAAAUAGUUUGGUUAUUUCAGUGAUUCAGCGUACUGGCUGGAUUUCUAGUAACUGCAUCACAAAUCAAACUAAGAUGGCCCAGGAGCAAAAGUCUCUACGAAAAGCAGCACGGUCUAAAAGGAUUCUGUUCUCACUUUUUACUUUCGCAACUCGUAUUUAACCGCAGUUUCUAUACAGAAAAGCUUCAUUCGUGCGGUACCAUUCAAAAAGAUGUGGCCAUUCAAACGAACGUUAUGUAUAACGUUUUAAUCCUUUAAGUCCCAAUGGUGACCAGCAUCAAUUUUCUCCUAAUGAUAUCCAUACAUUAUCAAGAGAAAAAGUUAUGAGAAUUAACAAAAUGAUCAAGAAAAAAAGCCUCGAUCUUUUAUGAAAUUCUCUCAACUGAUGCAUCAAGAAAAUAUAUAGUGAUCAGUUUGGAGAAUUUGUAUGUGGAUAUUGGGGCUUAAAGUGUUAAGAAAUUAAUCUGACCGAAACCGGAAAUUGUGACGAAUCAAAUGAAAGUUGUUUAUCAUACGGAGCGGGAGAAUGUUGGAUAGCAAAGAGAUUACAAGACCAUGUAUAAGGGGUUAUAUUGGGAUACCGACUGUGUAAUGCAGUGGUUUAUUAGUUUGCGUAGUACAGAUUAUAAUUACACUUUUUACCAGCUGUAGUGUAUUGCUACUUCAAACCUAGAGAGAGCCUUUUGAAGCAACAAACGACUGAAAUUAUUUUUAACAGGGACAUUAACUCACUCCCAUCUCUCUGCCGACAAAAAUAUAGAAUGACAUUACUAACGUGACUAAUCUGAUCUAACCGGAAAUUCAAAAAAGUACUGCCGUUCUACGCUUUUUAAAUAGGAUAAGGUCAAUGUUGGUGUUUUGAAUAUUUUUUUUAACAGUUAGGCUGAAUUUCUGUUCUCAAAAAUCGCAAAUCAAACUAAAGUUUCAUUUUUAUUUCUGGUAGUUAUUGCAUUUAAAGCGAUCUACAAAUAGAAUCAGUUCCUUUCUUGUAAGGAAAUACUUUUCACGCGCAGGGAGAGAACUGCAACAAGUUAAAGCUUUUCCCGUGGGGCCGUAGGAGGGCGCUGUUUCUGCAGCUCUCGCACAGGCUAACGACGUCAUCGAAUACUGUAUUUAGAUAGUCAUUCGGCGUAGACAUAGGGCCAAAAACUCCACGCAAUAAUUUUGUGUUCGUUCAAAUCAACUUCCAAAUCUGUUCGCCAGACAACCUGAAAUGACCCAUCCCCUCCCCAAAAAAUCGGCCCCACUGAAAGGAAAUGGUUUACGCAAAGCCUUCUGGGAGUUUCGUCCGCCAUUUUGCACAGACGACGCGGCCUACAUUAUUUGAUUGGGCAUUGCCCUCACGUGCAGCCCAAUAAUAAACAGAGGAAGCCUGGACCGAGCCAAAGAAUUGCUCAAUGGAGUAGGGGACAGGCUAAAGAAUUGUCGUACUAAAACAUCCCCACCGGUUUACCGGCAGUCUUAUGGCCGACUGGAGUCACCUUGUCCAUCACACUUAACUUUCAAAUUAAUUCACAAUCCCAGAAAACCGGCAUUCUUUUAGCACCAUUUUAAGCUAUUUCAAAUUUUUAUAAGCACCCUUAGAAGCAGAGACAAAAAAGCUUUACGUUUCUCAAUUUCAACUCGUGCAUGACUUAUCACAUGUCUUACUAGAGCGCAGCUGAAGGAGCAGGGUUUUGUCACGAGAGCCGUUUCAGCUGACUUUCCUUGUAACUAUUCAAACCUUAUUGAUCUUCGGAACAUGCCGUCGCGCACGAUCUAUCUACAUAGAAACCUUUCCGAUCAAUUCACCACCUUUGAAUGUAGUACAGGUGGCAAACAGACGGUUUUUUUAAAAUAUGAUAUGAAAGUGUGACAGUAUAGAAAGUAAAUAAGAAUCUCUCAAGAGCUCACGCGGCAAGUCGCGCAUACUGCACGGUAACUCACGUGGACUUAUCCUUAGUGUCGCUGUAUUUCACACACACGCACAGGCAAGCAAAGAGAAAACUGAUCUAAACUAGUACAAACACUUCAAUAUGUCGCCAGGUAGAUUUUUAUCGUUUAUUUGAUCUGGCCGGCCCUUUUUUACAGAAGUGACAGCAACAGAAUGAUUUUUUUACUGCUUACCGCCAUUGUUGAUCUGAGCCAAGGUGAGAUGCUAACUUGGCGGUUGCUAUGGAGACAUGAGUAGCAAGGCCAGGUAUAGGUACACCACUUUUGUGGAUAAACAGAUUUUUCAAAGAAUGGGACAUUUCCGGCUACUAACACCCUUUUUAAGUGGGUUCUCUCGAAUAAAAACGUGAUCCACUUGAAAAUAUUAUCUAUAUUGCGCUUCGAAUACGUUAUUUAAGCCGACCCUUCGCUCUGGUAUUUAGUCCAAAAUAAUGCUCUUAUAAAAGAUCUUCCUCGUGUUCAUAAAUGAGCCAAACAAACAUACAGAUCACGCGAAUCAACGCAUUGAUUUUCAACUGAGUGAAAUUCCUAGGGACAGAUCCCCCUAACUUAUACGUCAAGAAAUGAAGGAGAACAGUAAUAAGAGAUUGUCAUUCGACAUUAAUAAUAGAACAGCAUAGUACAGUAGUAAUGUCGACAUCAAUAUCAGUACAAAUGUCAAGGCAAGGAUAUUUUAUUUAACUGAGAAUCUAGGGAAGGGGCCCAAGGACCCCCACCCACUCCCCUUAAGCUUAGAUCACAGGUCUGAAGUGCUGAGGCACCGAGAUACCCCUUUUAGGGCGGAGAACCCAUCCCCCUUUUCCCAAGUUAACGCAGGGUCUGGUCGGCACUGUUUCACUACCAGACCAUUGUGUAUUUUGCAGGGAUACGAUGUAGCUGUGGCGUUUGCGUCUGUGACGAAAUCCUAUUGUUUAUCCAUUCAAAUGAAGCCUCCCUAGCAUUACUUUCAGUAUUUUUUUUCUCUUUGUUAAGUGCUAAACUUUGUUCUCUUAGUCAAGAUUAGGAAUCUAUAUUGUGCUAAUUGUGGAGCCUUUUAAAAGCAACUCUUACGGCGGGGGUAGCAAAAACGCCGACAGGCGCCUGGGAGCGGGAUUUUCGCUUAGAAAAUCAUGUUCUAUCGAAGUU